This is a messenger RNA of Hordeum vulgare subsp. vulgare (domesticated barley), 1255 nucleotides long. RefSeq names its product atherin-like. The transcript is spliced from 2 exons. Bases 248 to 1213 code for a protein of 321 amino acids. NCBI's taxonomy places the organism in Eukaryota, Viridiplantae, Streptophyta, Magnoliopsida, Poales, Poaceae. The record is from RefSeq and is a predicted model, not a curated record.
CGUUCCCUCCACCUUGCUUCAUCUAUCUAUCUAUAUAUUUUUCCUUGCUGGCUUCACCACUUCACCAUGAGGGGAUGCAGCUACUUUACUUCCUUAUCAACCACCACCACCGAUUAGCUGCUCUUCUUCUUCUUCUUCUUCCUCCUGCUGCUCCAGCUAGGACUAGCAGGCAUCCUUCCUUGUUGCCAUGCGUGCAUCAUAAAUUAAUUGAUUAGCUAGUUAGUACAUCGACUGCAGACGGGGUAGGAUGCAGCAGGCAGCAGAGGCGGAGGGCAGCAACAGCAGCGUGCACACGGUGAACGCGGCCGCCGUCGUUCUGGCCGCCGCCGCCAGGAGCAGCGACGGCCUCCGACCCCAGCUCCACCAUCUCCAGCAGGAACAGCUCCACGGCCACGACUCCGACUCCGCUACGAAGAAACGGUGGUGGUCGCGGCUGUCGGCCACGCUCUGCUUCCGGCCUCACCACCACGGCCACCCGCGCCGCGUCAUCGCCGCCGCCUACGAAGACGGCGACACGCCUUUGCCACGCGCGGCCGCCCACACCGCAUCCGCGUCGGCCUACGUGCACCAGGCCCCGCCGGCGCAGCCAGUGUUCGCCUUCGCGGCGCCGCCCUCGUCGCCGGCCUCCUCGCUCUUCCAGUCGGAGGCGCCGUCGCCGGUGCUCCUCGACCUCCACGGCACGGCGGGGAGCUCGCCCAGCAUGUUCGCCGUGGGGCCCUACGCGCGCGGGCCGCAGCAGCUGGUGUCGCCGCCGGUGCUCUACUCCGCGCUCACCACCGAGCCGUCCACCGCGCCGCGCACGCCCCCGGCCACCACCGGGCCGUCCUCCCCCGAGGUCCCCUUCGCGCGCUUCGUCCACGACGGGCACGAGCUGCUGUUCCACCACGCGGCGUACCAGCUGCGGCGGCAACCGGCACCGCCCCUCGCCUCGCCGGGACCGGAGGCGGGAUCCCCUUCGUCGCCCUCCUCGCCGCGACUGUUCCGGAAGCUGCACCGGCGCAACGUGCAGGGCUCGCUUCUCGACGGCCACGUCCCCGUCACCUCCUCCUGUGAAGGCGCCGACGCGAGAGAGCAAGAGGACGACGAUGUGCCCGAUAGCGCCGGGGAGUUCGUGUUCGGCAAUGCCGAUGGUGGUGUCGCCGCGCCGGAGGAGGGCAUAGACGGCAAGAGCUGGCAUUUCUUCCCCACGGCCGAGCAUCAUGCUAAGAUUUGAGUCAAAACCUCUAAACUUUUCCUGCUCUGCUCUUGGCUGCAA